CCUGUUCCAUUCAACACUCAUUUUCACUGUGGCCUGAAUGAUGGGACUUUAGUGAUAAUCAGUGGCUCGGUCCUUCCGUCUGGUGACAGGUUUGCUGUAAAUUUCCAGUGUGGAAAUGAAGAUAUUGCUUUCCAUUUCAAUCCUCGAUUUGAUGGUGGCCUUGUUGUCUGCAAUACGAUGGAGCAUCAGAAGUGGGGAAAGGAAGAACACAAACGGGAAUUGCCUUUUCACAGAAGACAGCCUUUUGAGAUCCGAAUCCUGGUUACACACCAGGACUACAAAGUUUCUGUAAACAGAAAUCACAUUGUGGAGUACCGCCACAGAAUUCCCAUCCAUCAAGUCAAUAAACUGUCAAUAAAUGGCUGUAUCAGUUUAUCUUGUGUUGAUAUACAAGCUCCAGGGGUAAGUGUCUGUAUCUUUCUGUGUUUCAUUGUACAUACAAUCAUUAACAGUAUUAACUUAGUUUUUCUUAAUAUAAAAAAAUAA
Staurois parvus is the source of this 486-nucleotide messenger RNA. Lineage: Eukaryota; Metazoa; Chordata; Amphibia; Anura; Ranidae. The record is from the annotation of a GenBank genome assembly.